Molecule: messenger RNA, 2010 nt
Organism: Phytophthora infestans T30-4
Lineage: Eukaryota; Oomycota; Peronosporomycetes; Peronosporales; Peronosporaceae
Exons: 1
Coding region: 127-2010 (627 amino acids)
Molecular function (GO): metal ion binding
Source: RefSeq, a predicted model, not a curated record
CGACGCCAGAAGCCACAAGCAGUCGCUGUCCUUCCGCCUCUCCUUUCGCGGGCGCAAAGGAUCCCGUGGGCCAGACCACUCCCUUUAUCUCCAGUCCAGACCUUGUGACUCGCUGGCCGCAGCAAUAUGGCGAAUAGGAACACCACGCGGCUUCUGAAGCCCACUAGCAGCACGCAGAGCAUGUCCAGUGCGUUAUCACUGCAGCCGGCGCCAUUGACGAGCGCUACGUUCUCGCGUGCCGUCGAGGAGGACCUCGAAUCGCAGGCGCGUGCAUCGCUCAGCCUCUUCGGCUUUGGCUCGCAGGACUCAGUUAACUGGAGCCCCGUCAGCGCCAGCGCAGCCGCUGCCGCCGCGUCCACCACAGAGAACCCGGGAACGGGCGGCGCAAUUAAGGUCCGCGUCAUGGAGCGCGUGUGUCCGAUUGGUACCAACAAGUUUCUGUGGAAAACCAUGAACUCGCUCGUUAACGGCGGUGAAGGAGGUGAUGACCAGGCGAGUUCUAGCGCAGACCCCGCAGCCGCUAAUGGUAGCAACAACAACGGCGCGAGUGGCAGCGGUGCAUGGGAUGGUGACACUUCCGAUUGGGACGCUGCGUCGUCGGCUGCUGGACUAGGCAAUGUGUUCACGUCCAAAGUGCUGCAGCAAUACCUUGUGAAAUGUGUGGCGCUGUUACCGUCAUCGAUUGAGGAGGUUGUGGAUCUGCUCGUCCGCUCCGACAGAGAAGAUAUGGAACUACCCAUGCAACAUCUUGUUGGUGUUCGAACCAGCGCGUCAGCCUUCAUUUAUCGCCGCAAGAAGAAGAAGCGUCUGCGUCGCAGCAAUAACAACACGAGCAACGGCACCAGUGGGAAAAGUAGUGACUUGACGUCGCAACGAAUUGCCUCCCAGGCGUCAACACAAGACUGUGACAGCGAAUCUUCGUACUCGGACUCAGACUUGGAAACCGAAGACGAUUUACAGUCUUUCACAGGUUUCAGUCGAGAAUCAACUACCGGGCGCGCUCGAGGCACUCGCGGCGAUUCACUAGAGACCGAUCGAUUAGGAUCUACAAACUCGGGGCCGUUCUUGUCCCCUUCUUACAUGGAAGAUUAUCGUACAGCAAUAGCAACUUCGGGUCAUCAGGGAAACCUCAGCAUCAAGUGGAUUGUCGGCGAAAAGUCCAGUCGGAUGUUUGCAUCUCGAACAACCUAUUGCCUCUUGGAUUACGAGUGUAUUCUGGUGAACGAUUGGGACGAACAUGCAGACCCAUCACCAAUGUACGUGCGCACGAUGCAAUCGUGCUACAACCCGCAAUGCCAGCCUUGGCUGGAUGAGGUAGGCUCCAGACCUACGGAUCUCCAACCAACAGGUUUUAUGGUACGCCAAGCACGUAGUCGCGACGGAUAUGUAGAGAUCCAGUUUGUAGCGUCAAUUUUGGAGAAAGCACAGCUACCGAUGGCCUCUCGGCGCGCGAAGUUGCGCGCAUUGGGUGCUAAAAUCGCGCGUUUGGAAGAGGUACUUACGAGUCGGCGCUUAUCGCAGUCUCUACUUGUGAAUGCACCGCACUGGGUACACAAUCGUGAACGUUUGGGAUGCCGUAUCUGUGAUGCAAAAUUCGGGCUGUCACGCCGUCGUCAUCAUUGUCGUCUGUGUGGCGAAAUUUGCUGCUCUGAGUGCUGCCCCAAGAUGGACGUUGCUCUUCCUGAUGUCGGCUCAACGAGUGUACGGGUGUGCAUUGGGUGUGUCCAGAAACGCCGAAAAAGCUGCGAGUCGGCGGCAUCUGCAUCGGGAGCGUCAACGACGGUAUCUACUCUGUCACCAAUAAAAGGCGCUUGCCUAAACACCCCACCGCCGCCAGGCCACCCUGCACUACGCUCAGCUUCAUCAUCGCCAUCCGACUACUACUUAUCGUCCUCAUCGAGCUACAGCUCUGCUACAAGUAGCUUUACAACCGCCAGCAGUCUAGGCGAGAGAAAGCACUCGCUGGCGUCGUCGGUUUUCCAGAAAAUGAAGAGUAGCUCACUCAGCUAG